This is a messenger RNA of Cheilinus undulatus (humphead wrasse), 1035 nucleotides long. Its product is annotated as major histocompatibility complex class I-related gene protein-like. Gene Ontology annotation, biological process: immune response. Bases 1 to 1035 code for a protein of 344 amino acids. The transcript has 7 exons. NCBI's taxonomy places the organism in Eukaryota, Metazoa, Chordata, Actinopteri, Labriformes, Labridae. The record is from RefSeq and is a predicted model, not a curated record. Gene Ontology annotation, cellular component: external side of plasma membrane.
AUGAUUAACACUGACAUCUAUAUGAAACACUCCCUGGAAUAUUUCAUCACCGCAUCCUAUGGACUUCCAGACUUUCCAGAGUAUUUUGCUGCAGGGAUGGUUGAUGGAGUUCAGAUUGGAUACUAUGACAGCAACAUGAAGACAGCAAAACCAUCUGAUUGGACAAGAGAAUUCUUAAGAAACAACCAAGACCACCUGAAGUGGUAUUCAGAGAUAUGUUUGGGAGAUCAGAACCGCAUCAGGGCUCACAUUUCAGGAAUCAUGCAGAGCUUAAACCAAAGUAGAGGUGUGCACGUUUUGCAGAUGAAUGCUGGCUGUGAGUGGGAUGAGGAGACUGACAAGACUGUUAGUUUUAUGAAGUUCAGUUAUGAUGGACAAGUUUUCAUGAAUUUGGACCUUCAGGCAUGGACAUGGACUGUUCUAAAACCUGAGGCAUUCAUGACCAAACUCAUAUGGGAUACUCAGAAAAGUAGAUUAGAGUUCAUAAAAGGCUUAUACAACUACGACUGCCCCUCUCGGCUGAAGCAGUAUUUGCCCCAUGGGAGAAAGUAUCUGCAGAGAACAGCGCUUCCUACGGUAUCUCUCAUCCAGAAGUAUCUGGCCCCUUCAGUCAGCUGCUUCACCACAGGUUUCUACCCUGACAGAGCUGUGAUGUUCUGGAGGAAAGAUGGAGAGGAAAUUCAUGAAGAUGUGGAUUACAGAGAGAUCCUCCCAAACCAUGAUCACACCUUCCAGAUGAGUGUUGACCUGAACAUUUCAUCAGUGAAACUUGAGGACUGGGAGAGGUACGAAUGUGUGUUUCAGCUUGAUGGAGUGAAGGAGGACAUCAUCACCAGACUGGAUAAAUCACUGAUCCCUGAUGGUAAGACCAGUUUGCCCUCCUGGUUUCCCGUUGGUCUUGGAGUUUUUGCAGGACUGCUGCUCCUGUCUGUUUGCAUCGCUGGAUUUGUCAUCAGGAGAAAAAACAAAAAUGAUUUCCAGGCUGUUAAAGGAGAACAGGAUAAACCAGAGACAGAGCCAAGCUCCACCACAUGA